CGAUUUCAGCGAGAAGGAUUUUGAAGGAACCAGUAUGGUCGUCGCUGAAACGAAACUUCAGUGUUUCGUCUGCUCGAUGCGGCACACAGAUGACAGUAAGAGAUGCCCUGAAUUCAGCCCUAGAUGAGGAACUCAAGAGGGAUGAGAAGGUGUUUUUAAUGGGGGAAGAGGUAGCUCAAUAUGACGGGGCGUACAAGGUAUCUAAAGGAUUAUUGAAUAAGUAUGGAGAUAAGAGAGUGAUAGAUACACCAAUAACAGAGAUGGGUUUCGCUGGUCUAGCUGUCGGUGCUGCUAUGGCUGGAUUAAAACCAAUAGUAGAGUUCAUGACCUUCAAUUUCUCCAUGCAAGCUAUAGAUCAGGUUAUAAAUUCAGCUGCUAAAACUUACUACAUGUCAGCUGGAAAAGUACCUGUCAAUAUUGUAUUUCGGGGACCCAAUGGUGCUGCGGCCGGGGUAGCUGCUCAACAUUCACAAUGUUUUGGUGCCUGGUACGCUCACUGUCCAGGCUUGAAGGUUGUCUCCCCUUAUAGUUCCGAAGAUGCUAAAGGUUUAUUGAAAGCUGCUAUCAGAGAUCCUAAUCCAGUGAUCUGUCUAGAGAAUGAGAUAUUAUAUGGUGUACCCUUUGAAAUGUCUGAUGAAGCUCUCUCUGAUGAUUUCGUACUGCCGAUUGGUAAAGCUAAAAUAGAACGUGAAGGAGACCAUAUAUCUCUUAUCACACAUUCUCGUUAUGUUGGAGUAUGUUUAGAUGCAGCGGAGGAAUUAGCUGGUAAAGGCAUCGAAUGUGAAGUAGUUAAUCUACGCUCGUUACGACCUCUCGAUGAAGAAACUAUUAUUAAAUCAGUCCAGAAAACAGGUCACGUCGUAACAGUAGAUGGUGGAUGGCCACAGUAUGGUGUUGGGGCGGAGAUAUCGGCUCUUGUAGCUGAAAGUUCAGCCUUCAAUUACCUAGACGCACCAAUAUUACGAGUGACAGGGGCUGAUGUUCCGAUGCCCUACGCUAAAUCCCUGGAAGCUUUAGCCUUACCUCAACCAUUUAACGUAAUUAAAGCUGUCAAACGCUCGCUGAAUGUAUCGUGAAAAUAGACCAGUAUUAUCUCCGUGAGAUUAAUUACUUAUUUCUUUACUUUCACAACUAAUUCUGACAAAAUAUCAUAGUGUUACAUAUCUUCUAGAGGACUCAUGUAUAUAUUUUGGCAGAUUUGGUUGUUAAUUUGAAGGAAAGAUAAUUGUUUUUGAUGAUAGAAUUAUAAUGAAGAAUGAAAACAGUGAAAUUGAAAUUAAGGGCAAAUUAAUGAGAUUCAGUAAGAUUUUAGUGGUCACUGUGUUUAUUUGUAUAUCAGCUUGUAGAAAGAGACCUCAAAAGUGGUUUAACUGAUGUUUCUAUUUGAUUAUCCAGAUUAUUAUCAAGCCCGAAUAUUGGUAGAUUAAAUUUAGGUUCCAGGGAGACGUAGCGAAACCAUGACAUUAAAUACAAUUUUAAAAUGACUCAAAUUUGGAAAUGAGUAGAAAAAUGGCUCCAUUUUCAAACAUUUACAUAAAGGAACAGGUGCUCCACAAUUUCUAUACAUAUUUUUUUUAUAGUAUCUUAAAUUGACGAGUCGUCAUUUCAACAUUCAAACGUGAAUAAUUAUGGAUUUGAAGGCUGAAAUUUCGACGGUGAACUGUGAACACUAUAACUGAUUGGCUUAGCUUCUGCUUCAAUUGAAAAACUAACAUAAUGAUGAUGUUCUUUCUUUUUGAUAUGAAGAAUUUCUUUAAGAAAAUGCUUCAAGUUUUUUUCUAAUUAAUUUGCCCUUGAUUUCUUCUGCUAAAUUUCAACAGGCACAAUCUCUUAAUGUUAUUACAAUGUCAGUAUUUAUUAUUUUAUAGUGUCAAUUUCUGUGUUUUCUGGAGUUUAUGAUCUGAUUAUUGUUAAUUUUCAAACAGAACUUUUUAUUUACUCAGAAUAUCGCAAACGGUGUUACUCUGAGUAACAUGUUUCAGUUUCUGUUUUGAUAUUUCCAUGUAUAUCCAGAUGUAUUGCAUGAAGAUAUUUUGCAGAAUGAAGGAAUGAUCAUAAUAUUGUAAAAACAUUUAGAUUAUGAAUGAAUAGAGUAGCUAAGUGGUGUCAGGUGUUCUAGAAGAGAGAACAUGCCUUUCCUAUUUAGAGAAACCAUCUUCACAAUGUCAAGCUAUUACCAACUUCAUCUUAUACCUUGACUUUCUUGUAUUAUAGAAUGCAGUGAUUUGAUUGGAUUGUACGCUAGUGAAUACAGCCAAUCAGAGACUUCGACAGAAAGGCUUCUUGUUCAAAUUCUUCUGUUGACGACUCUGACUGUAUUAGCUAACGAACAAUCUAAUCAAAUUGCUGCAUUCUGUGAUACAAGAGAGGUGGCUAUUGCAGUCAAGGUAUAAGUACUUAGUUUGUAAUAGCUUGAAGAUUGUGAAGAUGGAGAGAGAUCCAACACAGUAAUUAUUAUAAUGGAGCUGAAUACAAUUCUAAUAUUCUAACCUUCAGUUAUAUUAUAUAAAUAGUGCUAUUUCUAUUGGGUUUAUUUUAUAACUGUUGAAUGAAUGAAAACUUGGCUUCACCUUAAUAUUCAAACUUUUAUUCUAUCUUCAAAAUAAAAGAAUGAACCGAGAUCCAUCUGAUUUUAUUGAAGUCAGCAUUAUUCACUCAACACAACAAAUAAAUGACAGCUUCAGAGCAAUGUUUAACAAACAAUUAUUGGAUGGUACUUUUUUGUACCACUUUCCAAUUUAACACAUAGUUUUCCUUAUUGCUCACAGCAUGUCUUAUAAGGUACAUAAAUUCCAAAUCGUACUGUUUAAACCAGUUGCCAGUCUUUACUAGCCCAAUUACUUGCUGAAAUACAUGAUGCAAAUCUUUUAGGCCUACUUGAAAAGAAGCCAGUUUUCAUUUAAUCAACAGUGAUAUAAAUUAAACUUGAAUUGUUUUUUUUUUUGUUUUAAAGAAAUAAAGAUGGUGCCAAUGAUCUG
Messenger RNA from Lottia gigantea (owl limpet), 2978 nucleotides. RefSeq lists its product as hypothetical. Gene Ontology annotation, molecular function: pyruvate dehydrogenase (acetyl-transferring) activity. NCBI's taxonomy places the organism in Eukaryota, Metazoa, Mollusca, Gastropoda, Lottiidae. Bases 90 to 1076 code for a protein of 328 amino acids. The transcript has 11 exons. The record is from RefSeq and is a predicted model, not a curated record. Gene Ontology annotation, biological process: pyruvate decarboxylation to acetyl-CoA.